Molecule: messenger RNA, 798 nt
Organism: Rotaria sordida
Lineage: Eukaryota; Metazoa; Rotifera; Eurotatoria; Philodinida; Philodinidae
Source: the annotation of a GenBank genome assembly
AUGCUACUAGUGAAAAGUCAAUUGAUUGAUAAGAGAAAAAGAUUCUUUUUUAUUUUACCAUUUGGUAUUGCCUUUCUAAUUGCAUGUAUUGAUACAUUUUCACGUUUUCUUGCUUUACCAUCAACAUCAUUACGCAAAGCAGAAGAUCCAACUUAUCUUACUGCUGCUGUUUGGACAGUUCAUUUUGGUUAUGAUAAUAAUGCUCGUCCAAGUCUUGAUCGUGUUGCAUCCGUACUUGCUGAUACGAUACAUUAUUUAUUACCAUCACCAGAAGGCGAACUUGCUCCGGCUAUUCUUGCAACAAUUCAAACAGCAAGCAAAUUAAUUUAUAUAAUUAUUGUUCAUAUGGGUAAUGAUCGAGAUGAUUUAGAUAGAAAAUUACAAGAAAUAAAAAAGAUUUUUAUUUUUUAUUUUAGUACUAAUCCAUUAGUUUUUCUUGGUUAUAUAACAUCAGAACCAUUUAGUCGUGAUUAUCGAAGAUUAACUUCAGUUGCAAAAGAUAUUGAUCCAACAGAUAAAGAUCGAUGGUGUCAAUAUAUUUUAUAUAAAAAUUUAAUUCAUAUUGGUUAUGCUCGAAUUACUCAUGGAAGUUUGACUGAUACAGAAAUUCAAAUGGCUACAUUUAAGAUUCGAACAAGUGAAAAAUUUGAUGAUCAUUCAAUUUUAGUUACUGAUCCAUCAGUUGUUACUGAACAAUCAGUUCUUUUUAAUUCAAAGGGACAUGAUUAUUUAAAUACUCAUCGUUUUCAUAUGAAUACACCAAAAUAUUUUCUUGCACGUGAACAUCAAACUAAUUAA